Messenger RNA from Anguilla anguilla (European eel), 1004 nucleotides. RefSeq names its product dynactin subunit 6-like. Bases 45 to 635 code for a protein of 196 amino acids. Gene Ontology annotation, molecular function: dynein complex binding. Gene Ontology annotation, cellular component: dynactin complex. Gene Ontology annotation, biological process: mitotic spindle organization. The record is from RefSeq and is a predicted model, not a curated record. NCBI's taxonomy places the organism in Eukaryota, Metazoa, Chordata, Actinopteri, Anguilliformes, Anguillidae. The transcript is spliced from 7 exons.
GGAGUCAAAUCGAGUAUCGAUGCUACACUAUAAUCCUUAUCAAGAUGGCGGAUAUUAGUGCCAAACAAAUGGUCCAAAAAAGCAGUGCUAAAUUCGCAGCUGGAGCUGUGGUCUGCGUUGAAAGCGAGAUAAGAGGGGAUGUGUCUAUAGGUCCAAGGACAGUGGUGCAUCCCAAAGCUCGCAUCAUAGCCGAGGCAGGGCCCAUUGUCAUCGGAGAGGGCAAUCUUAUCGAAGAGCAAGCGCUUAUCAUUAACGGGUACCCCGAGAACAUAAUGCCUGACGCAGAGGGCACGGAACCCAAGACGAUGACAAUUGGAACCAACAACGUCUUUGAAGUUGGAUGCGAAUCCCAGGCCCUGAAGAUUGGCGACAACAACGUCAUAGAGUCGAAAGCCGUGGUGGGCCGGAAUGUCAUCCUGACCAAUGGCUGCAUUGUUGGAGCCUGUUGCCAGGUGAACACUUGUGAGGUCAUCCCCGAGAACACGGUCAUCUACGGGUCGAACUGCAUGCGCCGGGUGCAGACCGAGAAGCCGCAGCCACAGAGCCUCCAGCUGGACUUCCUGAUGAAAAUCCUGCCCAAUUACCACCAUCUGAAGAAGACCGUCAAAGCCGGCUCCGCUCACGUGAAAAACUGACUGACCCCAGCCGCCCGCCGUUGCCAUGGAGAAGCCGCGAAGUCCAUUGAAGGCCCUCGGCGGCUGUGCGAGAGAACGAGGGAACACCAGCGGUCCGCCACAGAAAAGUUCUGAUGUUUGCGCGGUGUUUGUAAAGUGUCCUCACCUGGAAGAUCAUUCCUCUCAUAUUUCUUUUCCUUUUUUUGUCACUUUACUGGCAUUAAUUUACAUCGUUAUUAAAAUUCCAGAUAAUGCUGCUAGAUUGUAUUGCACAUGUCCCUUUAAUUCUCAUGUCAUUCCAGCCUUACAUGUGUUUCUGUAGGUUAAUUGAAUACGUUGUCAUUGAAAUUACACUUUAUGUAAAUCAAUAAAAACCAAAACCUAAAUGAA